Messenger RNA from Thlaspi arvense, 660 nucleotides. The record is from the annotation of a GenBank genome assembly. Lineage: Eukaryota; Viridiplantae; Streptophyta; Magnoliopsida; Brassicales; Brassicaceae.
AUGCAUUCUCGCUCAUGCUUCAAAUUAGAGAAUCUGGAUAUCACAAGUGAGUUCCUUUCAUGUCGUUUUGUUGAAAUGGACAAUGGAAUCCAUCUUUCUGAAAUAUUUGGUAUACAAAAUCAAGACCCUGGAAGUAUUCUCCUUGCAUUUGUCUUCUCCAUGGUCUGGCAGCUAGUUGAUGCAUCCCUAGACGAGGAAGGGCUUUUAGAACUAACCCCUAAUAAGAAGUCUAAAUGGCCCGCCGGGCCACACGACAUGGAGAUAGACCUAAUCCAAGAUUUUUUGCAGAAUAAAGCAAUGCUGGUUUACGACAUGACAGGACGCGAAUCCUUUGAGCAUAUUCCUCAAUGGCUAGAGGAACUACGAGUACACGCCGAUAAGAACGUUGUCUUCGUCAUGAUCGGUAACAAGUCUGAUUUAGAAGAUCAGAGAUCGGUUCCCAUGGAGGAGGCCAAAGAGUUUGCAGAGAAAGAAGGGCUGCUUUUUCUCGAGACAUCAGCUUUAGAUUCUACUAAUGUAGAGAACUCUUUCAUCACUCUCUUGACUGAGAUCUUCAACACAGUGAGAAAGAAGAAUCUCGCAUCUCGCCGAAAUCAAGGCGAUCCAAACAAAACAUGCAUCACAGGUGUUACAGGAGGAACUAUCUCAUCUAUGGAAUGA